AAAUUUCUCGCAGCAGUUGUGUUCGAUAAAAAAAGAAUGGCCAAGAAGAGAAGCAAACAAGUGGUUUCUGCGAGCUCGAGCCAACGAUCCCAACCACUCAAGCCCUCAUCACGCAGCUCAGUAAAGUCUCACACAAAUCGACAGCGUGGGGUCACCACCACCUUCUGCAUUUUAUUCUUCAUCGUUUCUUUACUAAUUUACCGUCAAAAGUACUCCAACACUGCUUCUACUACUGUUGUUGAUGAUGCUGACAAGCCUUAUGUUUACCAACGCGCCCUCGUUAAAACCGAUUCAACUUACAGUGAUAUUCUCAAUGAGAAUACUAACGUUUCGGAAAAUAUUAGUCGGCGGCAUUUUGAAAAUCCCAUUCUGGCCUAUAUCACUCCAUGGAAUUCAAAAGGCUAUGACCUGGCAAAGAAGUUCAGUUCUAAAAUCACACAUCUGUCACCUGUUUGGUAUGAUCUGAAGAAUGAGGGAAGUAAACUAGUUCUGCAUGGAAGACAUAAUGCUGAUAGAGGAUGGAUUUCAGACAUUCGAAUGAAAGGAAAUGCUCUGAUUUUGCCUAGAGUUGUCCUGGAGGCGAAUCCGCUGGACUUGCUUGAGAAGAAGAGGCUUAGGGAGAAAGCAAUCAACCUUAUCAUAACAGAAUGCAAGGAAAUGGAGUAUGAUGGUAUUGUACUUGAGUCUUGGUCAAGAUGGGUAGCUUAUGGCAUCUUGCAUAAUUCAGAUAUGAGAAAUCUGGCAUUGCAAUUUGUAAAGCAACUCGGAGAAGCUAUGCAUUCUGUGCACUUAAAAAGGAAUGGCAAGACAAAUCUGCAGUUAGUUUAUGUGAUAGGCCCACCACGUACAGAUAAGCUACAGGAGCAUGACUUUGGACCAGAAGAUUUACAAGCCCUUUAUGAUGCUGUAGAUGGUUUCUCUCUCAUGACUUACGACCAUUCAAGUCCUUAUAAUCCGGGUCCCAAUGCACCUCUGAAGUGGGUACGUUCUACCUUGCGUCUUCUUGUGGGUGCUGGCAGCAAAGGUAGGAGAUUGGCUGAAAAAAUCUUUGUCGGGAUCAACUUCUACGGCAACGAUUUUGUCCUGUCAGGAGGUUUAGGCGGGGGGCCUAUCACAGCACACAAGUAUCUCUAUUUGCUAGAGCAGCACAAGCCUGUAAUUCAGUGGGAGGAGGAAAGCGCGGAACAUUUCUUCUUGUACUCUGACAAUCAACAUGUCCAGCAUGCUGUAUUCUACCCAUCACUUAUGUCACUUGCAAUGCGACUCCAGGAAGCUCUUUCAUGGGGUGCAGGCAUAUCAGUUUGGGAAAUUGGUCAAGGUUUGGAAUACUUUUUUGAUAUUUUGUAGUAUUUUUUUUUAUCUUCAGGUGGCGCCGGUGCUUAGUCUUACAUUUCCAUUUUUUUUAAUUAGAUAGUUGAAGAGAUUAUGUUGCUACAGUUGUCAUGGAUUAAUUUCUGAAUCUAUAGUAGUAACAUCAGUGCGGCACUAUGUUACCAUUUUCACUUCA
This is a messenger RNA of Capsicum annuum, 1507 nucleotides long. RefSeq names its product chitinase domain-containing protein 1. Gene Ontology annotation, cellular component: extracellular region. The record is from RefSeq and is a predicted model, not a curated record. Lineage: Eukaryota; Viridiplantae; Streptophyta; Magnoliopsida; Solanales; Solanaceae. Gene Ontology annotation, molecular function: chitin binding; oligosaccharide binding. Gene Ontology annotation, biological process: carbohydrate metabolic process.